Messenger RNA from Necator americanus (New World hookworm), 420 nucleotides. RefSeq lists its product as uncharacterized. The record is from RefSeq and is a predicted model, not a curated record. The coding region runs from base 1 to 420 and encodes 139 amino acids. The transcript has a single exon. NCBI's taxonomy places the organism in Eukaryota, Metazoa, Nematoda, Chromadorea, Rhabditida, Ancylostomatidae.
AUGGAGUUUGAGAAGGCGUGGGAGAACAGGAAACCGCUGAAAGAUUACGCUCUACUAAAACAGUAUAGCGGCAAAAUGAAAAGAUGUUCCCCUGUCCUCAACACUGCCAAUGGGGUAGCUGUCGGUGAAGCAACCCUUCCAAUUUGGAAGGAACACUUCAAGACCUUGCUGAACCGGCUAGCACCGUCAGCCCCUGAACUCGAACACGUUCAUAGAGCGACAUACGCGGUUAAAGAGGAGCCACCGACUGUGUCGGAGGUCCUGGUCUGUAUUCAAAAAAUGAAGAAUGUAAAAUCUGGCGGAGACGACGGGAUUAGCGCAGAAAUGCUAAAAUAUCUUCCUCCGUCUGGGAUUCGUGAGAUGACAAAGAUCAUCCGUUCAAUAUGGAAAAACGAAAGGUUCGUUUAUCCAUAUACCUGA